AACAUGGCGGAACGGCUUUGGCCUGGGAGGUGGCAGACCUGCUUACUGUAUUGAAGAUGUGGCGAGUAAAGAAAUUGAACCUCAGCCUGUCGCCCUCGCCCCAGCCGGGGAAACCAGCUAUGAGAACGCCUCUUCAGGAACUUAACCUGCAGCCCAGUGACUUCGACUCAGGACAAGAGCCCGCUAUGUGCUCCACGUUGACCCCCUCACUACGCAAGCUGGGGCUGCAGGAAAGCAACAACAACUCAUCUCUUCUGGAUUUUGUCACUGCCAAGACACCAGACUCCCCUUCAAAACAAUUCAGUUAUCCCUUAAGGUGGCUAGAAGCUUGUCAACAUGAAUCAGACAAGCAGCCCCUAGAACUGACUCCCCAAACCAACUCUACUCCCAAAACAUUUGAGGAAGAAAUAGACCCAGUGGGGAGCCAUGUGGUUAAAACCAUGGUCCUUGAAUCUUCUCCCGUGGGGCAGCAGCAAGACAUGAUACUUGAGGCUCAUUCAGAUACCAUGGCAGAGACAAACAGCAACUCUCUAAAUGAGCCUUUGGGGCCAGGAGAUCUAGUGAGGAAGGAGGUGGCACCCUGCGUGGAAGACAGGUUUUUAGAAGAUGUUGCUGUUAUGCCUGAGAAAUCUACAUUUCAAGAUUCUCUAUCUCAUCUCUUGGACUCUUCACUAAAUUCCAGUUCUGAGCAACAAUUGCACUGCCUCAAGGAGAGCCUGAGGGACAGUAGCACUGAAUCUGCAGCUGAGCACUUACUACUGCCUGAAAGCAACGAUGAUUUGCCUUCCUCCAUUCUCUGGCUUUCUCUUUCAGCUGGCUUGGCAACAGAUUUCCCUGACAAUCAUGUGGAUCAAGGGAAAGAAAUUGUAGAGCACAAAGCUACUGUGGAAAGAGAAACAAGCUUCCCCAUAUCCCCUGAAAAGGUUGAAUUGGGAGAUCAAGCACUUACCUCAAAUGUGAAAAAUGUUCAGCCUACAUGUCUGACACCAAAUCCAGCAGCAUCAGAAUCCCAGGCAGCUCCAGGCCCAACAGAAGAUACUGGUAGAAUUCUUGGAUGUGAUUCAGAGACUUGGAUGUCCCCAUUGGCCUGGCUAGAAAAAGGUCUCAAUACUUCAGUCAUGCUAGAAAAUCUCCGCCAAAGUUUAUCCCUUCCCACUAUGUUGCAGGAUGCUGCCAUUGGCACUACCCCUUUCUCUACUUGCUCUGUGGGGACUUGGUUUACUCCUCCAGCACCUCAGGAAAAGAGUACAAACAAAUCCCAUAUAGGCCCACAGGGCACUGAGGAAGAAAGUGCUUCAGAGACACAGCAUUGCCUGUGGGGCCAGCAUCCUCCAGAUCUGACUGCCUUGUCUAGACAUGACCUGGAAGGUAAUCUGAUGAGCUCUCUUGUCAUUCUGGAGGUUCUGACCCGCCAGCUACAGGACUGGAAGAACCACCUGGCUGUCCCUCACCCUGAAGCCCAGGACUGUAGCACUCAGACAGAUACUUCUCCUGGUCAGGUAACUAAGGAACCUCAACAUCUUCAGGAGAGCCAAAAGAUUGAACAGGCCCUGCAGCAGGCCAGGAACAUCAUGCAAUCAUGGGUACUAGUCUCUAAAGAGCUCAUGACCUUGCUUCACUUGUCCAUGUUGCAUGUAGAAGAAGAUAAAACAAGUGUGAGUGAGGAGUCUAGGCUUGCAGAAACUUUGAUUUCCUGCUGUGUUGAUGUGCUGAAGAAAUUGAAAGCAAAGCUCCAGAGCCUCAAAACAGAAAGGGAAGAGGCAAGGCACAGAGAGGAAGUGGCCCUCAGAGGCAAGGAUGUGGCAGAGACAGUGCUGGAGGCUUUCUGUGCACAUGCCAGCCAGCGCAUCAGCCAGCUAGAAAAGGACUUGAAAUUCACAAGGCAAUUCAGAGGCCUUCUGCAGGAGGCUCAGGCCCAACUGGUAGACCUUCAUACAGAGCAAGAAGAGCUGGCUCAGCAGACAAUAAGUCUGACUUCUACCUUGGAACAUGACUGGACAUCCAUGCAACUAGAUUAUGUGACAUGGACAGCUUUGCUGAGUCGGUGUCAACAACUCACAGAAAAACUCAAAGCCAAAAGCCGACAGGCCCUGCAGAACCAUGAUGCUGCAGUUGAGGAAAAGCAGCAGAUUUCCAGGGAGCUGGAACAAGCCUCUGCCCAUUUAGAGGACUACAAAGGCCAAAUAGAACAACUGAAAUUGGAAAAUAGUCACUUAGCAACAGAUCUUCAGACUCAGCUACAGAUUCUGGCCGACAUGGAUAGACAGCUAAAAGAGCUGCAGAAUCAGCAUGUCCACUGUACCCAGGACCUGGCCACAAAGGAUGAGUUGCUCUACCAGCUUACCCAGAGCAAUGAAGAGCAGGCUGCUCAAUGGCAAAAAGAAAAGAUGGCACUACAACAAAUUCAAGCAGAACUACAGCAACAACAGGCUGUUUUGGCCAAGGAGGUACAGGACCUCAAGGAGACCCUGGAGUUUGCAGACCAGGAGAAUCAGGUUGCUCACCUGGAACUGGGCCAGGUUGAGUGUCAGUUGAAAACUACACUGGACGUGCUCCGGGAACGCAGCCUGCAGUGUGAGACUCUCAAGGACACUGUAGAGAACCUAAAAGCUGAUCUGACCAGCACCAUAGCAGAGAACCAGGAACAAGACCUGCAGAAGAUGCAACAGUAUUCACAAGAAUUAGGAGUGCUGACAAAGCAACUACAGAGCCUAACUCUUUUUCUACAGACAAAAUUAAAGGAGGAGGCUGACCCAGAGACCCUUUCACUGAGUGUACCCCAUGCUGUAGCAGAGGACCACCCUCCGCCUAAUAGCAGUGACUUCAUGGGGAGCAUCUCGACAGCAGAGACAAAUGAAGAGUCAGAAUCAGCUCCUGUGCCCUUGCUUGGAGGUGGCAAGAGUGCUUUUACCCGAGUAACAUCAACGGUUUCCCUUCAGCCUCCAGAGACCCCGAACAUAGAGGAGAAUCUGGCAGAAAUGAAUACUAAGCUUCUUGAACUUCACAGCCUGUGUAUCCUACUGCAAGAGUCUAAAGAAGAAGCCAUUGGGACACUGGAGAGAAAAAUUUGUGCUCUGCAGAUGAGGCUGCAGGCCCAGGAAGAACAGCAUCAAGAAGCCCAGAAGGCAAAGGAAGCGGACAUAGAAAAGCUGAACCAGGCUUUGUGCUUGCGGUACAAGAAUGAAAAGGAGCUCCAAGAAGUGAUACAGAAGCAGAAUGAGAAGAUCCUAGAGCAGAUAGACAAGAGCCGCGAGCUCAUAAGCCUCAAAGAGGAGGUGACCCAACUCACCCGCUCACUUCGGCGCACAGAAGCAGAGGCUAAAGCGCUCCAGGAGACCCUGGCAGGCCAACUGGAUCCCAACUGUGAGCCUGCAGCCACUAACUGGAUCCAAGAGAAAGUGUGGCUAUAUCAGGAGGUGGACAAGCUGAGGGUGAUGUUCCUGGAGAUGAAAGAUGAGAAAGCAAAACUCAUGGUCAAGUUCCAGAGCCAGAGAAACAUCCUAGAGGAGAACCUUCGGCGCUCUGAUGCAGAGUUAAAGAAACUAGAUGAGAUUGUUCAGCAUAUUUACAAGACUCUGCUGUCCAUCCCAGAGGUAGUGCAAAGUUGCAAGGAGCUGCAAGGAUUGCUAGAAUUUCUGAGCUAAGAAACAGAAAGUAGACAGUGGCACUGAUGUGUGCCCGUAGUUCCAGCUACUCAGGAGGCUGAGGCAGGAGGAUCACCUGAUACCAGGAUUUCAAGACCCCUUCGGGCAACAUAGUAAGACUGUCUCAAAAAGGAAAAAGAAGAAACUGAAAGCUGGAUUCUCCUUCAUCCCUUUUUACCUUCAGUACCCUUUCACGCCAA
Messenger RNA from Octodon degus (degu), 3844 nucleotides. RefSeq names its product sperm associated antigen 5 (gene Spag5). Gene Ontology annotation, biological process: regulation of attachment of spindle microtubules to kinetochore; cell division. Bases 57 to 3644 code for a protein of 1195 amino acids. NCBI's taxonomy places the organism in Eukaryota, Metazoa, Chordata, Mammalia, Rodentia, Octodontidae. The record is from RefSeq and is a predicted model, not a curated record. The transcript has 24 exons.